Pocillopora damicornis (cauliflower coral) is the source of this 2594-nucleotide messenger RNA. RefSeq lists its product as uncharacterized. The record is from RefSeq and is a predicted model, not a curated record. Gene Ontology annotation, molecular function: protein binding. NCBI's taxonomy places the organism in Eukaryota, Metazoa, Cnidaria, Anthozoa, Scleractinia, Pocilloporidae.
CAUGAAGUACGGGUGUUGAUUCCGAAACCGACCUUGGAUAAGCAAAAGAAAACUUCGGCGUCGGAACUAAAGCAGUUACACAGUCGAAAUUCCAGCCAAGACUAGUUGGGAAGAACGGCUGAGCCGUGUCAAAUGAAAGUGGACUUAAAGCGAAAACGAACUUUUCUUGUACACACAUGGUGAUGUAAAGUUCAGCGUUAAAACCGAGCAUGCGUUAGAAUGAAAGGCUUCAUAGGCGCACAAGCAGUAAAGGCUGUGGACCACAAGAUCGACCCGACGGAAUUGAUGGAAAACUGGUAACUACAGGUAUUCCUAGGCAGCGUGCGAAAAUCGUCGAGGUGAAGUAAUAAAUCGGUAUUGUCUGGGAACGAUCCAGUGUUACCGGUCGGCUGUCAUACGCCUUGAGGGAUGAAUCUCGUGGCCUUUCUCGUCGCACAGUGAUAUGAUUCCACCGGAAACGAGCGACACAUGGUUGACGAUGAUGUUGGCGAGUAUUGUGUGUCGUGAUUUACGCUGGAGAAGAUGACUUACCGCUCGCUAAUGAGGGAGGUUAGUAACCAUUUCCUGUUUCCGUUUUCGAUCAAUGUUCAAAACAGAGAAAGUGGAAGAUUUUCAAGCCGUUUAUUAUGUAGCCAUUUACGGUGUUUUAACGAGCUUUGACAAGGAAAGAUUGAUGUUAUUAAUAGGAUUUUCGACAAAUUGCCUCAUGGUCUCAUGGCUUAAAAACUAAAAUCGCGUGGGCGGUCAGACCUUAAGCGUUGAGAUGAGAUAAGAGCUCUAGUCGUUAUCCUGCCAUUGCUGUAUUUUGUAGUUCAACUCAACAGAUGCCUAAAAUUCCCCACACGGUUAUUGGCUUCGACCUCUCUUUGCAAAGGAUCUAGAGUCAAGACGUCAGUUAUAACCCUUUUAAUCAAUCGCCGACCAUACUCAGGGACGUUAAAUGGCUUUCUUUUGUCCGUCCGUAAUUGGAAGGAAUAGGAAACCUGCCAACUCAGGGAAGUUUAAAGUUUAUACAAUGAAAAAGGCAAGGAAAAUGAAGCUGCAUACAUUGAAUCCACUAUUACCGGGCGGCGGCGGACAAACAGAGCUGGGCAUUGACCAACAAGAUGAUGAUAGUGACAGUGGUAUAAGUCAGGUGUAUAACCCAGUCAGUACAUACAGACGCGCACAGUUCUCUCUUCCAGACAUUGCAAAAACUGAACUAGCAUCAAAGCUUUUAGCCGCCACUCCAGCUCAUCCAGCUCACAUUAAGGCCAGAGUUCUAUGGAGAUAUAAUGCUGUUGAACGAACAGACUUACAAGUCGAAAAAGGCGAAAUUAUACUACUUCUUUACCGAGAAAAAAGCAAGGUUUAUGCAGUCAACAACAAAGGAAAAAGUGGGUUUAUACCCUUUAAUUACUGCACUGUAUUAAGGAAAAACGAUUUUGUGUCAAAUGUUUACCAUCCUCAAAGUGAGAGAAGAAACUACGAAAAAUGUUCAUGGCAAACAAAUGGCUGCCAUCACGAGUUUGUAGAUGCCUCUUAUUACUCAAGAACAGUUACUUCCCCUAAUUCUCAUAUUCAUCGAAGUCGGAGUGAGGAAUCUCUUUGUUCUCACAACGACUGUGAGUCGCUAAGUAGGAAAAUUUCAUCGUCACUAGAAGACUUAUCCGACGACAAUCGAAUUGCCACGAUGAUGUCCGAUCUUAUUAACUGGGAUCGCAAAGCUCCUGAGACCUACAGGCGUCGGCAGAAAGUUCAAGUGAGCCAUUUCCGAAAGUUUGAAAAUGAGUCUGUAAUGGUUUUAUUUGACUUUCAUGCCGCUGAUGAGAAUGAUGUGGACGUUCAGCGAGGAGAAGUCGUGACGGUUUUCAAUAGAGAUGAUCAGGAUUGGUGGUGGGUAAUGAGAGAUGACGGGUUGGAAGGAUUCAUUCCAAGUUCUUAUGUGUCUAUUGAAGCAGUUCGAAUGUCUCCAGAAUGCACACCAAGGAGUACAGAUAGUUCAGUUGGUAGCUCAGAGGGAAGCAUUAAUCAAGUCAGGUUUCAAGAUCCACUCUGCACUAUACACAGUUACGAGAUAGAGCACUCGGACUCAGACUCUGUUGGACCACAUGAAACACAUGACUCAGAUGACGAGGAAAUGUACAUGGACUCAAAGUGGAGUACGUGGUGUUGAAGUAAAAAUGUAAUAGGGUUCGUCACUUGAGCAUACAUAAUUUCAUUACUAUUAAGAGAUGUGAAGUGUAAGAGACAAACUGUUUAUCGGAUAAACCUACUUUUCGGGAAGUUUUCAAAUCUUUAUUUGGUUUCUUUUCAUCAGCCUUGUGUAAAUCCGAAAUAUUUUUUUUGCCAUCAUUUUUGCAAGCUGUUGAAGGAAAUUUUCUCCAGCCGCUAAAAAACAGCAAUUUCAGCUUACCACAGGCUAGUUCAUCUUUAUAAACAUGUAAACGUAAAUUUUAUGUGGGAAAUUCAUCUAGCUCCUUAUCGUGUGCAUUUCCUCUAAGACUAAUGUAAUAAGAAAGAAUUAAAAUUUAUGUUAGUUCUUAAACUGUUGUAUUCAAGUUUGUGAGAUGGCAUCAUUUCUAUCAUUGGUAUAAAUAUUAUUCCUGGAAAUU